Messenger RNA from Paramacrobiotus metropolitanus, 402 nucleotides. RefSeq names its product histamine H3 receptor-like. Bases 1 to 402 code for a protein of 133 amino acids. Gene Ontology annotation, cellular component: dendrite; membrane. Lineage: Eukaryota; Metazoa; Tardigrada; Eutardigrada; Parachela; Macrobiotidae. Gene Ontology annotation, molecular function: G protein-coupled serotonin receptor activity; neurotransmitter receptor activity. Gene Ontology annotation, biological process: G protein-coupled receptor signaling pathway, coupled to cyclic nucleotide second messenger; chemical synaptic transmission. The transcript has 2 exons. The record is from RefSeq and is a predicted model, not a curated record.
AUGGCAAACGAAACGGGUUUCAACAAUUCCAACGCGACAAGCGGCAACGACACCGUACCAGCCGGCUUAAGUCCCGGGACCUACGGGCUCGUUAUCAGUGUGACAAUGAUAUGCGUCGGCACCAUCGUCUACAAUAUUCUCAUCAUCAUCGCAUUUAUUCGCGAUUCCGCCGUGCGAAAUCCUUUUUCGUACUACAUCCUGAAUGUCUCCAUCACCGACCUGGCUUUGGCUCUGUUCAGCAUGACCGGCUUCGUCUGGUUCACCUUAUCACCCACAUCCAACGCUAGUUAUUGCCCGUACUACAACUUCUUUGAUAACUUCUUCUCCACCAGUACCGCACAUUCGGUGAUGCUCAUCAGUCUGGACCGGCUGUUUUCAAUGCGCUACGGUACAACGAAAUGA